Messenger RNA from Micropterus dolomieu (smallmouth bass), 3614 nucleotides. It is a transcript of the gene cfap92, whose product is annotated as cilia and flagella associated protein 92 (putative). The coding region runs from base 175 to 3504 and encodes 1109 amino acids. Lineage: Eukaryota; Metazoa; Chordata; Actinopteri; Centrarchiformes; Centrarchidae. The transcript has 16 exons. The record is from RefSeq and is a predicted model, not a curated record.
CAGUGGUUGUCAUGGCGACGCGUUGCCCUCAAAUCACACAGUUUGAGUGGCAGGCGGACGUUUACCGGGACAAUGAGUGCAGAGGUGUGUUUCAACAACCAACUCUUCAAGAGGACUUUAAACCUCCUGAGCGUCACACACUAAAUAUCUGAGCCAACAGCAGCCAAGGCCAGCAUGUCAGGGACAGGCCUUUGUAAGUCACAGGCAGACUGUGACGAUGGAGAAGUUACAGAUAAAAGACAGGAAGAUGUCCCUGUCCUUGAAACUGAUGUGUUGACCAGAGAGCAUGGUUUGGAAAAUAAGUCAGGUUCUACUGAAAAUGUCCCAGAACACACAGAUGACAGCUCUUAUCACGUCACAUGGACAGUUUACAUUGCUCUAGCUGUCCCAAGAGGAGAAGAAGCUGAUGUCCCGGAAGCUCCUGAAAAGGCUAGGAAAACAAAUAAAGAUUCAUCUGUGUUGGUGAAAUCCCAUAAGGCUCAGAGCUGCUAUCAUAUUGAAUACAAGUUGUUGCCAGGUGAUACAGAGACAGUCAAAGUGGACCUAGUAAUGUUUGGACCAGUAGCAAAAAUGUACAAAGAAGAUGAGUUCAAGAUUCUAAGAAUAUGGCACGAAGUGGAUCAGACAUGGGUCGGCUGGUCCCAGAAUUUCAACGUCAGAGUCAGCAGGGACAUGUUGAUCAGUCUGCUUUCUCAUAAGAUCAAGCUCCUGAUUUGGAACACUAAGGACAAAUUGUCCAGCCAGGCUCGCUAUGAAAGACUGAAAGUCUUCAGACUGCCACAGGAUCAGCCUGAAGAUGCACCAGACAUGUGUGGUGAUAUCAAGACUAUGGUAAAUCAACUGAGAACCUUAUUUGAGAGGAAGUCAAACAUAUCUAAAAAGCACAAAAGUAAUAUACUGUUUCAGUCUGAUUCAGAGGCCUGCUCCGAAACAGGAUUUCAAAAACCCACAACUGUCGCUUGCAACCGUGAGGAUAUCAAAAAGAAUGGCAAUGCCUCAGCUGAGAUCAGUCCCAUCACUAUGUUGGCAGGUGAGACCUCAUUGACGGAACGCUUCCAAGUCUGUUCAGCUGGUGUAUUUGAGGUCAUGUGCAACAUCUCUCUGAACAGACCAUUAAUAUCCGACCAACUGAAGGCUGAUCUCAAUCCACUGGUCAUCACAAUUUUGUCAGCCAUCUCAAUGCCUUCGUCCACUGUCCCUUUCCACGUCCUAGAGGAAAAAUGUGUGCCUGUAUAUUGCCAGUACAAGUUCCAUAACUUGAGCACGCACAGAACAAACUAUCACAAGCACGGCACCAACAUCUACAUCAGAGAUGUGAAUGUGAUCCUGACUGGCUUGAUGAAUCCUGAAGAGCUCAAAGAGUUCCUCUCCGGUCCACCUAUGGAGAUAGCGGUCCAUGAUCGGGACAGAAAGCUGGAAGAAACACCAAAAAUUCCAGCAGUGUUUGGCACGCGGUCAGAAGACAUCCUGUGUGGUGAGUCGCUAUUAAAACAGAAGGCAAGAGUCGUGAACUCGCAUGGUAUUGCAAGACUGAACCUCUCAGAGCUGCUACUUGGGAGGAAAAGCCUACAGAUGCACUUACCAAUCAAAUGCUGCCCUCUACCUCCGCUGCUGGACAGAGAGCGAAGUGCAUGGAACAGGAAGACGACCGACACGGCAGCUAGCAGACAGCCCAUGCCACAAGGCCGUUAUUUUGAUGCCAAUUCUCAACUCAAAGUCAAGGUUGAGAUAGCCUUUCCGCUCAACGUUAAAAAAGACGGCUGUGAAUUGGAGACCUCUGAUCCGUUUGGGCGCAUCAUCUACCUCUUCGAUUACAACAACGUCUCUGUGAUGACCGAGCUGAGGUCAGAGAUCCUCAGAAUCAAUGCAUCAGCUUUUCAUAUUUGCUCUCACUCACUGGAAAAUCUAGAGAAAGCCCUGUCAAACUACAGACUGAAUUUCAAGAACAGUGAGAGCAAGGAUCUGGAUUUUGUUACAGGAUUCCACAUAGUAGACAAGAGGACACACAUCUUUGUUCUUGAAGGGCUGAAACAAAAAGCGGUGAAGAGAAUUUGGGAGGCUGUUCCUAUGAAGCUAAGUGGGAAUGAGGAGGAGCAGGUGAUAGUCCUCUACAAUUCAAACCUGGGUUUCUACAAGCGCAUCUAUGACUCAUUAGAUGUAGGCCUGAGUCCUAUCCAUUUAUAUGAGUCACUAGAGACCAUCAUCAGACAGCCUCUGGUCUACAUUAGAGGCACGAUCCCUCAACCCUGCUUCCAAGCUUUGUCAAGGUUAAGCCAGCUUUGUCAAGCAAGGCAACUCAAAGAUGUGGUGCAGUGCAACCUCUUCCCCUCAGCUGACAUGAUUCUCAGCAUGAGCAAGGAAUAUGGCACAUAUGCUGAGCAGCGGCAAAUGAAAGCCAGUAGAAAAACUGAGGUGGACAUGCUCACUAUGCCUGUCUGGGUGAAAAGACAUGCAACACUCGACUCUUACAACAGAGAGUACAUGAAAUGGAAACGCCAGCAGAUGAUGCUCAAACAAUCCAAGGACUUCAUUCAGGAGAAUAUUAAAAAAGUGCAAGAGCAAAGUGAGCCUAUGAGGAAGCCAGAGGCUGCUGUGUUAGGGAUGGAACCGUCUGCAGUCAGGCCAGCACACAACAGCAGCAUCCAGACCUUCAACUCAAAUGAGCAAGCCAAGGAGAUGAUCCGCAAAGAGAUGGCCCAGGUGCCAGGGCGGAGGUUUACCUACGGUCAGCGGUAUCACAGUGCUACAGUGAUGCCAGGAGACGUGACUUCUAAAAAUGACCCCAGCUUCACGGCAGCCUCCACAGUAUGGUUCACAAGUAUGAGAGGUGACAAAUCCAAAGUGCACCCCAGACACCCAGAUGAGGCUCGCGUGGAAGAGCUGAGGAAGCCAUGGAAAGAGAACACCCUACAUGCCAACGUAUUGAAGCCCACACUUUCACGGGACAUAUGGGCCUGGAGCCAGCGCUCUGAGGACUUUCAGCUCUACAGCAAGCCUCCCCCUUUCUUCAGCCCACCUCCUGUCACCAUUCACCUGCCUGGAGACCCUCUGCAGCAGGAGCAGCUCGAGGCUGCCAGAGCUCAGUACAGUCGCUGGCUGAAGAAGUUGCUUCCUGGCGGCAGCACCAACCCAUCACGCAACGGCCUCUUCUCAGAGUUCAAGUGUCACAUGGGAGGAAACUCAUUGAGAAUUCAGGAAAUACUGAAAGAUGAGCCUAAGAAAUAUUCCCUGAGGAAAGCAGGCAUGAUGUUGAAGCCUUUGCCUCAACUGUCUGUGAUGAACUUGGCCAACGACAAAGCUGAGGAAAUGAAAAGAGUGGCUCUGGCUCCAGGCCCCUGUGUGGACGUCAGUCUCUGCAGGAAAAACAGCACCACCGGCAGACAUACAGCUCCGGAUAACAAGUACCACUACAUUGGAUUCAAUAAGCAGCACUCAUUCCUGUACAAGCGGACCGCCCUGCCUCUGACAGACCAGGAGAAGAGUAUCUUCACUUUUCAAACUUAAGCGCCAAACAUCACACGAACAUCCGCUGUCCAGCCUUUCAGGAAUAUUGUAGAAGCCAGAACCCACAAAAACUGUACCUUGUAUACCAAAUAGACUCAUGAGCAUUAAAA